Messenger RNA from Peronospora belbahrii, 1560 nucleotides. The record is from the annotation of a GenBank genome assembly. Lineage: Eukaryota; Oomycota; Peronosporomycetes; Peronosporales; Peronosporaceae.
AUGACAUCAGUAGAUGCUCAAAUCAAGAAACAAGUCGAGUUCUACUUCUCCGAUAGUAACUUUCGUCGUGAUCGUUUUUUACGUGAAGAGACAAAGAAACACGAAGGUGGAUUUGUACCAUUUAGUGUCCUCUUUACAUUUAAAAAGCUAGCAGCAUUAACUGUAGACGGUUCUGUACUACAGACAGCUAUUUCUGAUUCCAAUGUUGUCGAAUUGAAUGAAGCAAAGAAUGCAUUACGUCGGAAGAAUCCAUUACCUGAAAAGGAUGAUACGUUUGAACGUACGAUUGUAUUGGCUGGAUUAGGUAAAGAACUACCUACGAUUGAUGAAAUUAAACAAGCUCUUGAAUCAUUAAACACAGAGCUACUCUUUAUUGACCGUAAACACUAUCGCCGUAAGUUUUGUGGUGUAGUGCAUAUUGAAGUCAAGGACAAGGAUGCAGUACAGCGUGCUGUGGACUCGGCGUCUUCAUUGAGUAUCAAUGGUUGCGUGCCGAAUGUAAUUUCAAUGGUAGAGUACCAAAAAUUGUCCGAUGAGGAUAAGGUGGAGUUUGACAAGGCCACUAACGCCAUGUUGGUGGCGAAAGAAGUACCAAAUAGACCUAUGAGCUUUUUUCUUGACGAGCUACUGCCUGUUUGGAAGGAUGACGCUAAACUGCGUGCCCGAGUACGCUACUUUGAAGAAUCCCAGGCGCUCUAUUUGCUUUUUACGCAGAUUUCAUUUGCUGAGAAAGUAAAAAAGCUCAUAGCAGAAGAAAUGCCAGUUGUUGUGGAUAAGAAGAAGCUGACGUUUGAGCUCGUGACGGAUAAGGAAGCUAUUAAAGCUCGUCCUCGCCGGCCAAACACGAAGGAUGCGAAUGACGCCAACAAAAAGCGUAAACGCGACGAUGAGAAGGCGAUUCACAUCUCGAACAUUGGUCCUCGCACACGUAUGGACGAUAUCAAGCAGCUCAUUGCUACUGUUAUUGACCCGUCGACGCAGUCACCAUAUGUCGAGUACGAUGGUCUGGACGUUGCAUCUUUCAAGGUCAGCGUUGCUGAUGCAACGUCGCUCUUUGAGAAGCUUUGUGCGCUUGACGGACCGGAGCUAGGAGGCAAAAAAGUUUCGUUUCAUCUUUUGGAUGCGGGUGAGGAGCUUAAGGUUGAUGUUCAGUACGACGAGGGUCUUAUUGUGCGCUUUGAUGGAAUCGAUGGAGAGGUUUCGCGUGAUGAUAUUAAGAACUCUAUAAACGAAAAACUUGGUGACAAGGCAGUUGACGGUGAGGGUGUUGCAUUUAUCCAGUACCAGAUUAACGACAAGGAUGGCUACCUCCGCGUUACCAGCGCUGAACUUGCUAAGGAGGUCGUGGGCAUGUUUGCUGAUGGUGGGCUUGAAGUGAAUGGGGUGAAGAUCCCUAAUGCUGCUGUCAUUGAGGGUGAAGAGGAGAAAAAGUUUUGGGAGGAUGCUCGCUCAGCCCGGUACAAGCGUUUCAAGCAAUCGCGAUCGAACCGUAACCAGUUUCAGCGCGGAGGUCGUGGUGGUCGCGGUGGUCGUGGUGGUCGUGGCGGCCGUCGCCACUAG